Mycotypha africana is the source of this 7299-nucleotide messenger RNA. RefSeq lists its product as uncharacterized. The record is from RefSeq and is a predicted model, not a curated record. NCBI's taxonomy places the organism in Eukaryota, Fungi, Mucoromycota, Mucoromycetes, Mucorales, Mycotyphaceae. The transcript is spliced from 5 exons. Bases 1 to 7299 code for a protein of 2432 amino acids. Gene Ontology annotation, molecular function: calcium ion binding.
AUGUCGGUUGUUAGUUUAAGCUCUCAACAGCCACAUGCAGCUACCGCUGCAUCCAUACCGCAAGAAAAUGUCGAUGGUUUUUUGGAUAGACUUUCCAGCUACAUUCAGGACUUUAGAAUGCUUGACAAGAACUCCAGCGGUUCUCUGGAUGUAAACCAAGUCAAAGACUAUUUCAGAUCGAAAGGAUUGCCUGAAGACUGCUUCCUUGAACUUUUAUCGCGUCAAAAAAUGGAUCGCUUCAAUGCAGAGCAGUUUGCCGCUGCAGUAGAGUUCACUCAGAUGAACAGAAAGACUACCAGUAAUGACACGAAUAAUACUUCAGAUUUCAACGAGGUUUUACGUCAUUGUGAGCAAGCCACGAAACAGCUACAAGGCAAUAACAAAGUUAAAACUGCACACGCAGGACUUUUAAACAAUAUACUCAAGGAACUGCAGAAUAUAAUCAAGCUAUUUUUCCCUUUAGCUUAUCAAAACUAUACUGGAGAUGAGAUUUCACGCGGAAUCAUGCCUUGUACCUUUCAUUCCGACAACGUUCCGGAAGCAACAGAUGGUUUAGAUCCCCGUGGAAUGCAAGGUGCUCCCAAAAUGAAGUAUACUCCGCCUAUGAAUGAUUCUUUUUCUGAUAGUAAGGAUCCCCAUAUGACCACUACAGAUAAUGUUACACCUUCUCUUCAAAGCAAAGGAGGCAGACCUUCAAUGAAGGAUGAAACUACGCCAUUUGAUGACAAUAUUGACAAAGUGAGAAAUCAGGACAGUUCUUAUCGUUCAGAAGUGCUUAAAUCUCUGCAUAAUGCUGGCCAACCUAAAAAUGAUAUUGAUUGUUUGGAUGACCAGAAAAAGAGAGAUAUGGAAACAUUAGCGGAGGAAAGUCCUACUAUUGCAUUCAGUCCAUCGUCACACUAUGCUAGUGCUGCUGCUAUAGAUGGCGGGCUUGGAACUGCCGCUGCUCUCAAUCACAAAUGUGUCGAUCAAGUUGACAACAACACUGUAAAUGCAAACGCUGAGUCUGUAGUCGAUAAAAACCGUACUCCUGAUGCAAUUCAUACAGCUAACGACAGCACUGACGAUAACAUGAAACCUUUGAAAUCUAAGAAAUCUGUUUUCCCAAAAAUCUUUGGUAAACCAAAGGAUUCAAAAGAAGAUGAUAUUAAGGAUACAACCAAAUCGCCUUCUAUGAGAGAAUCUUCUUUGAAGCGCUCUCCUGAAAACAAAAAAACAAAUGCAUUUGAUCCAAUGACAGCCACACCACUUGUUAGUGUUGACGAUACACUCAAUCCAAUCGGUAUUGCUGUUGGUAAACAUGAAAAUGAUCGCAGUAUUCCUGUUGCACCUCCUAGAAAGACCACAACAAAUGCCGAUAGGAACCUGGAACUUGCUAAUGAUGACAAUCAAAAACAUAAUUGGCGCAAAGUGAGGGCUUCAAAUAGCGCACCUGUAGCGCCCCCGCGUAAGAUACCUCCCACUAAAAAUAAUAAUGCUGCAAUGCCCGAUGACAAAAUCUAUUCUCCCAAGCUAUCUGAUCUUUCGGGAACAGCUAAUAAUAAGGCCAAAGAUAGAAGGCCUUUAGAUGAUGAUGAAUCAUUCCGCAAGACAACCAAUAACACCUUUAAAUCAUCAAAUGUACCGGCUGCUAUUAAUACUGCUAUUGAAAAUUUGAAGGAUGAUUUGAACUGCAGCCCUGAUCAAUCUGCUCGUGCGAUGAAUGAUAAUGAGCCUCCGACAACCGCUCGUGAUAUGAGAAGUGAUCCAUAUAACGCUAAACUUCCCGAAUCUAACGAUUCUGCACCCGGGAUGAUGACUGUUCCUCCUGGAACUGGAAAUACAUAUGCAUCAUCUACCUCACAGAAUGCUCCCAAUAAAGGCUUGGAUAUAGUUGAUAUGAAUCAAAGUAACCGUAUCAUGAAUGACAGUGUUCCUAAUUUUGCAGCUGAUAAUAACAACCUCCCUGAUGCCAAGAGUAAGCUUGCAAUGCUCGACGCAUCUAUGAAGAACGAUCCUUUCAUGGCAAGUGCUCACCAUAAUGUGUCUUCGGACAAGAAUAAACAUGAUGUAGAAAACCCUGCUACUACCAAAAUCAAUGCUCAAAAUUCCGAUAUCGAAAAGGACACCGCACGCCCCGGCAUUGUAGGAAUGAUUUCUGCCGGUGUUUUAAGUAUGUUCAGUUCUUCUUCAAAGGACAACAAUGUCGACGCAACAAGAAAUAUUGAUAACGAGCCUAUGGCAGAAGAUUCUGCUCAGGACACUAAUGACAUAUCUAAUGCAGUAAAUGAUACUAAUGGAAAUUUUACUACUAUUGACAAUGAUAUUGAACACAAGGAUGCAGAGCCCAGAAGCAAGCUCGCCAAGAUUGAUGCUUCGUCAAGAAGUUCUAUGCUCUCAUCUCCAGCCGCCAAGGAUAAAAACCACCGUAGCUCCUCCAAUAGAGACAUAAAAGACCGUGGUAAUGAUGCAGCCUCCCGUACUACUUCUCCUGCAUUCAAUGACAACCCAGGCAAUACUAAAGGUUUCAACGAUGAACCUGUUCAAGUCGAAAGAGAGAUUGCUGACAAGAAUAACAAAACUGCCUGUGGCAUUGAUAGCCCAGCUGCUGAUGAUAAAAAGACGUCUGCUCGUCCUGGUCUUGCUAAUAUGAUCUCCUCCAGUUUAUUUAGUAUGUUUAGCUCAUCCAAUAAUCUUGAUGAACCUGGGAAGCACAAACCUGCAACCAACGGUCCAGAUUUAACAGAAAAGACCCCUGAAAUCAAUGCUGAACCCUCUGCCGAUAAUAUCAGGGAAGGCGAGAAGACAGGUGACAAGGCUAAUAUGGACGACCAUCUGUCCAAGGAUUAUAAUCCCGUCAACAAACUCAAUAAGCUUGAUGCUAGUAUAAACAAUACGAUGCUGCCUUCUACUAAUGCUAGAGAAGACACCGUAUUACAAAAAAAUUCCAUUUUUAAUGCUGAUAAGCCUAGUCUUACCGGUGAAUUACCUGAAGCUUCUACUGAUGCUAAAACGCCCGAUGGCUCACCUACCUCCCUGGAUAAACGUACUGGUCUUUUCGGUUUCUUCGGUUCUCAAAUUAAAGGCGAUAAAAACGAUCAUUCAAUUGAUGACAAUUCCAGCAAUCCUCGUGACAUCAACGAGAAAACUACUUCGCAUAUUGAUGAUACUAAUGAUAAGACAAAUAACAAUCUUCUUACUCUUCAAGAUAAUGUAAAUCGACAUUUACAUGAACCUCAGUCUGAAAUCUAUGAUGUUCCAGGAUUUAAGAAUCCUACGGUUAUUGCUGAAGAAAUAUCUAUUCCAAAUAGGCCUAGCGAUUCCAGUGGUGGACUUGAAAAUGAUAUUGGUAACGGUCAAUUGGAAAAACCUAUUAAUGAUACUUCAAGCAAGCCAAAUGAUCUUUCUAUUGAUGAACUUGACGUCACUGGCAAGCUACCUACUACUCCAGAACAAUCGAAAUCUGCUGAUAUCAACACACCUAGCACAACUAGUUCCCUUGGAAAAUUUGCUGCUGGUAUUCUGGGCGUCUUUGGUUCCACUCCAAAGACUGAAGAACUCAAAACGCUCGAUAAUGAUACCACUGGAAAUCGUGAUAUCAGUGAAAAGAUCAAUUGCAAUUCUGCUGAUGUUGCUGGUACCAAUUCUCUGCUUAGCGAAACGCACAAGGUCAAUAGUGCAAAUCCUAAUUCUAUUGAUGGAGAUUGCCAACUUUGCUCACGUUUCAAUAAGGCCUGCAAGACUCAGGAUGAAUACAGAGCACAAGCUGCUCAAACACCAAGUGACGACAAUGCUGAUCAAAAGCAGCCUGUAAAUGCAAUGGAUCCUACUGGUGAAAUGAGUGGCGCUAAUCGCGGUAUCUCUACCGAUGCUCAGCCAUCCGAGCGCUCUGUUAACAAUUCUAACCUUUCUGCAAAACUGCCCAAGAAUAACCUUGUCGAUGUAGAUAACACCAAUGAUGUCGAUGGUGCAACAUCAGGCUCCUCAAGUUUGCUGGGAGGACUUGCUGCAGGUAUUAUGGGUGCGUCCAGCUCGUCCUUCCUCAAUGAUGAGUCUAAAACUCCUGUUGUUGAUAAUGAUGAUACACCUUCCUCUCUGGUCGACGUUCAAAAUAGUACUCGUGAUAUGGAUACACUAAAUCCCUUUACUAAUGAUACUGCUCAAGGUGAUCUACGCUGUAUGAAAACUGAUUCUGCUACAGAGGUGACUGACGCUGAUACGCCCAUAUUCACUUCCAGCGCUGAUAUAAAUGCAUAUACGUCACCUUAUAAUUUAUCCGCCAAACCUACAACUGACAUUAGAGAUUCAAAGGCAAUAACUAAGAACAAAGGGAACUCUCCAAAUAAUUAUGAGGAUAUUAUAAUGCCUACAAUCGAUAAUUCACGUCUUGAUUUUUCAACCGAUAUGAAGGAUAUGAAGACCAGUAUCGAGGAUAGGUUACCGCCUUCAGGGGCUCCCUAUGAGACACCUUUUAUGGAUGUUUCUACCGAUUCUAGUCCAAGAGAACUCCGGCCUAGCGUGUCAUCAAAGGUUACUUCCCCCUUUGAAAACUUGAAAUCCAGCAUUAAGGAUGAGACAAACUCACCUCAAUUUGACGAUGAUUUCGCCAACAAGGUCGACAAGGCACCAUGCAUAGAUGAUGAUAAUGCAAUCAUGAUCGCACCUGUAACCACUAACAACAACUUGUUAGCGGAAACACCUAAAGAUAAUGAACCUGAGGGCACCAAUCUUGGCCGUUCUGUCAACAAACCCACUCUAGAGGGUCAACUUCCCGCUGGCACAAAUGCCUUCGAAUCUGAUAAUGUCAAUACACCUGCCUCAACUAGCUCUCUAAGUAAACUUACUGCUAGUAUUAUAGGUGUAUUCGGACCCUCCAAUUCCAAGGAUGAAACCGAAGAACCUGCUAUGACCGAUAAUAAUAAAGCUUCCUCUAGCAAUCGUGGUUUGGCCAAUCAGCCCUCAAUUAUGGGCGGUGACGACAGUAAUCCUAGUGGUAAUGGCGAUCUUUUUGAUGAAAAGCUCCAUAAUACGCCAGAACAACGAAAAUCCGAUAUUCAACCUCUUAGUUUUGCUGAUAAUACAAAUGCCAACGCAAUUCAAUCUGCAAUGAGUCCAUUAAGAACUGAAAGCAGAAGUGCUCCUGACGCUAUUGAUAAAUCCAACAGUCUCAAUUUGAACAAUGCAAUUAAGCUUGAUGCUCCUAGCUCUGAGUAUACCAAUAACAUUGAACCCUUCAAUGAACGCACCGGAAGCGUCAACAAUAAGCUGAACCGUGACUUACCAGAAAACGAAGCUGAUUUAAAGGCAAAAGAAAUGAUUUCCCCUAAAUCUACUGAUGUACCUUCUAGGUCUGAUGUUGAUAGUACUAUUCUUAAUGAUAAUCCAGCUGCUGCUCAUAAGCUCUCUUUUAAUGCUGCAGACAGCAACCCUGAUGUACAUGGCUCGCAAUUCGAUGGAAGUAACACAGAUGAUGUCAAGCCUAACCAUAUUCCAUCUGCUGUUGCUAGUUCGUUCGGUGUCCUUACCACUGGAGAUAUGGGUAAUCUAUACUCAAAGGCAGAUACCUGUGGGCCUGAUACAACUUCAAACAACCUUCCUCAUUGCAGCAGUCGUGGUAGUAGCAAUAAUUCUCCUGCUGAGGAUCUUAUUUUUGACAAUACACGAAGUCAUAACUCUGUCAUUGGCAAGGAUAACGUCCAUGAUGACGAAAAACUUGCUAAGCUUGAUGAUCGUGUAAGUGAUAUGCUUCAUGAUACUGCUGGUAAUUCGAACGAUUUGCGCAAGAAUGAGCCCUUCGUUGGUCAAGUUCAAGACAACAAUUCAUUCAAGAAUGUUGAUCUCAGCAAUAAUGGAAACCCUCAUACAACUGGCGAUGCAGUUGCAGAUGAUACUGAUAUGGAUAAUAAGAGGCCCAAGGAAUUAGGUAUGCUUGCUGCUAUCAAGGGUAUUUUUAGCUCGUCAAAGGAUCUUUCAGAUCAACCCAGUGAUAAUGUUGACAUCAAUCCUGCUACUCGUGAUGUAGAUUCCAAACCUUUUAAAGCUAAUAAUACCUCUUCUAUGAGCCACGAUGAAAAAGCUACUGAUACAGGCUCGUCCAAUAAUGGCAUAUUUGGCAAGCCUGAAGUGUAUGACAGCAAGAACCCUUUCGCCAUUGAAGAAAACAAUAAUCGUUAUCCAUGCGACUACGCUUCUUCAGCUGAAAAGUCAUCUCAUGACAGCGCCCUUCCUACUAAAACUGAUGCUAAUGCUGACAAUACUUUCCUUGCUGCCCCUGGCACUGAUAAUAAAGGCUCUAAAGCCGGCGCUAGCUUUGACAAUAAUGCUCCUGUAACCUUGAAUCCGGACUUCAAUGAAAAGUCAACCACUGAAACUAAUAUUACGAAGACCAAUGAUUUGGCAAAAUCAAACCCUGCCGUGGACAAUGCUGAACCUGUCAAAACUUCUGGCGAAAGAAAGACAGCCGAAGAUAAAUCUCAUAGUGAUAUGUCUGGUUCAUCAAGCUCCCUUACCGCUCUUGCUACUGGUAUUAAAAAUUUUUUCGGAUCCAGUUCAUUCGAAGCCGAUGCCGUGAAGCCUUCUGAAACCGUUGAGUCAUCAGAAUUGAACGAUACGGACGAUAGUCGCAAUAUCAGUAAUCAACCUUCUCAGUUUGAUCUUGAUUUUGAUAACAUCAGAUCCGAUGAUUCUGUAGCACCAUCUCGUAAAAUCGACGGUAAUACUUUUAAUGCACCUGCUGCUUCCCAAGACUCUGGUAGUUAUGCUAGUGUGAACGCCUCCAGCAGAGACCAAGAUUCGUCGCAGCAUUCAGCUAACGAUGACGACUUUGAUUCUAUAAUGAACAACGUAGGGUCUGGUAUGCUGACUGCUUCCACUGCUGCUACUAUGGCCAAGCAUGCUGAUACUCCUGCUAAGGACCAUUCAGCAAGUGAAAAACUUCCCAAGCGUGAUGAGUCACUUAAUGCAACCAUUGUUGAUUCUAGGUUUACUGAGCUUGAUAAUAGCAACGAUGUCUCUAUGUCUAAUAGAGGAACUGAACACAGCACUACCAAUGUGUCUCGACAGCCUAGAGAUCUGACAGUCAAUGCUAACUCACCUCCUGCAGUACCUGCUCAUAGAGAUUCUGCCAGCUUAAAGUCACUUUCCUACCAUGAUCGUUCUGCUGCAGAUGCCAUCAGAGCAGUCUACGAGAAUAUGACCUCAAGAUUGAUGUCUGGUCCCAACUCAUCAGCUGGUGUUGACGAAGAACGUGUCCUUAAGGUUCGUCCAGGUUUUGGCAAUUUUGCUGGUUUUGGUGUGAAGUGUGUAGCUGAUGGUUGUUAA